Messenger RNA from Cicer arietinum (chickpea), 2418 nucleotides. RefSeq names its product L-type lectin-domain containing receptor kinase S.6. Gene Ontology annotation, molecular function: protein kinase activity; carbohydrate binding; ATP binding. Gene Ontology annotation, biological process: protein phosphorylation. Lineage: Eukaryota; Viridiplantae; Streptophyta; Magnoliopsida; Fabales; Fabaceae. The record is from RefSeq and is a predicted model, not a curated record.
GAUAUUUAAGAAAAAUAAUCAAAAUCAAGAUUUUAUUUUUUCUUUCUUAAAAAAUAAAACUUUCUCUUAGACUUUGGGCUUAGAAGAAAGAUUAGACACUCUGUCUUAUGUAUCAGACACACUCUCUCUCUCUCUCUCAACGACCAAUUCUUGAAAAGCCACCACCUUUAAUUCUUCACAAUGCUUUAUCACUCUCUCUUCUUCAUCAUCAUCACUUUCACCAACCUCAUUCUCCCUUCACUUUCCUUCCUCACUUCACAAAACCUCACACUCUUUGGUGAUGCUUCUUUCACCGACAACUCCAUUACUCUCACCAAACAACUCACUUGUCUUUCUUCUUCUUCUUCUUUUGGAAGAGCUUUUUACCUCUACCCUGUUCGUUUUCUUGACCCUUUAACAAACUCAACACCUUCUUUCUCAUGUCGUUUCUCUUUCUCCAUUCUCUCUUCACCUUCUUGCCCUUCUUCUUCUGGUGAUGGCAUUGCCUUUCUCAUUUCAUCAACCACUCGUUUCUCAUCUCUCUCUCGUAAUGGUUACAUGGGUCUUCCUUCUGAUAACCAAGAAGAAUCUUCUUAUUUCGCUGUCGAAUUCGACACCAGUUUUGAUCCUUCUCUUGGUGACAUUAAUGGAAACCAUAUUGGUAUUGAUCUUAGCAAUGUUGUUUCUUUUGCUUCUGUUGAUGCUCUUUCACGUGGAGUUGAUUUGAAAAGUGGCAAAAUUAUCACUGCAUGGAUAGAGUAUAGAGAUGAUAUGAAAAUGGUUCGUGUUUGGGUUGGUUACUCUUCAACUAGGCCUCCAACUCCGAUUCUUGCUUCACUUGUUGAUCUUUCUGAGAGAUUCAAAGAGUUUAUGCAUGUUGGUUUCUCUGCCUCUAAUGGCCAGGGUUCAAGUUUUCACCUUGUUCAUCAUUGGAAGUUCAAAACUUUGAGUUACUCUCAUUCUGUUAGUCCUAUGGAUAUGAUAGAAGAAGGUGAUUGUUUCUUGUGUUAUGGUGAUGAUUCAAUAGGUUCCAAGAAAAAAGGUAAAAUUUUUAGAAGGAAAAAGAUUGGUGAAAUUGCUCUUGGAAUAGGUGGAGUGACAGCUUUUGUUGUUUCAGCAUUAGCAGCAGCUGUUGUGAUAUGUGUUUUCUUGAGAAGGAAAAAGGGUUUUGUUAGAAAGAUUAAAGAAGGUCAAAGUUGUAGAUUUCAGACAAAUAAAGUUCCAAUGAGGUUAUCACUUUCAGAGAUUACAUCAGCUACAAUGGGUUUUAACAAAGAUAUGCUUGUUGGUGAAGGUGCAUCAGCAAAAGUUUAUAAAGGGUCACUUCCACUUGGAGGUGAUGUUGCUGUGAAGAGGUUUGAGAAAGUUGAUGAUUUGGAUUGUUUACACAACCCUUUUGCAACUGAAUUUGCCACAAUGGUAGGUUGCUUGCGGCACAAGAAUCUAGUUCAGCUUAAAGGAUGGUGUUGUGAAGGGAAUGAAUUGGUUUUGGUUUAUGAGUACUUACCAAAUGGAAGUCUUGAUAAAGUUCUACAUAGAAACUUAACUUCUUCAAUUGUUCUUUCAUGGAAGCAAAGGGUUAACAUAAUUCUAGGUGUCGCUGCGGCUCUUACUUAUCUUCAUGAAGAGUGUGAGAGACAAAUCAUUCAUAGAGAUGUAAAGACAUGUAACGUAAUGCUUGAUGCUGAUUUCAAUGCAAAGCUAGGUGAUUUUGGACUAGCAGAAGUGUAUGAACAUAGUUCUAGUACAAGGGAUGCUACUAUACCGGCGGGAACAAUGGGAUAUCUAGCACCUGAGUAUGUUUAUUCGGGCGUUCCUACGGUGAAGACCGACGUGUAUAGUUUCGGUGUGGUGGUGAUUGAAGUAGCAACUGGGAGGAAACCUGUUGGAGAGGAUGGAACUGUGGUUGGUGAUUAUGUUUGGAACUUGUGGGAGAAAAACAGAAUCAUUGAAGCUGCUGAUAGAAAAUUGAUGGGGAAGUUUGAUGUAGUUGAAAUGGAAAGAAUGUUAUUGGUAGGGCUUGUUUGUGUGCAUCCUGAUUAUGAAAAGAGGCCUAGAGUGAGAGAUGCAGCUAGAAUGAUUAAGAAAGAAGCACCACUUCCUUUGUUGCCACAAAGUAAACCAAGGGUGAGGAUUAGGCCUGUUUGUCCUAAUGAUACACCUGAAACACAAAAUGUUGUUGGUGAUUGGCUUAGUGCUGAUGAGGCUCCUUAUUUGACUCCUAGGAGCCAGUUUUAUUAGGAAUUUUGUUGUUGUGUAUAUUUGAAGUCAAGGUUAUUUUUUAGAUUCUUGGUUUUUUUGUGAGAAAAUUGUGUUAAGGAAUUAGUAAUAGGCAAUUGGAUCUUUGUAAUGCUUUUUAGGCCAUGAGAAGAAGUUCUUGUUUUCUUGUGUUUAAUAAUAAUAUCCAAUUGAAGUUGGUAACCAAGUUUUUUUGGUUUC